Molecule: messenger RNA, 429 nt
Organism: Cladocopium goreaui
Lineage: Eukaryota; Dinophyceae; Suessiales; Symbiodiniaceae
Source: the annotation of a GenBank genome assembly
AUGGGCGACGUUUGCAGUGCUCCCUACGAUGAACCGCAGGAGUUGCUAGCUGUGGAUACCGCAGAGGCUGUGCUCCCAUUGCUACAAAAGGAGACAUUCUCAGUAUCUCUCAGAGCAUUGCGCGAUGCCUUUGAUCAGUGUGAUGCAAACAAAGACAACUUCGUGACAAAGAUCGAGCUCAUCAAAGCCUGCCGCAGCCACCCAAACAUUGCGCAGCUUUUUGGCAUUCCUGAACAUCUCCGAGAGAAUGCUCGGGAACAGUUUGAACAGGUGUUCCAAGCCAUGGAUAGAGACGGCGAUCGAAGGUUGACGUUCGAUGAGCUGAAAGCCUACUUUGUGCGUGGCGGAGUUUUACUUCAGCCAGAUGAGAACCCAGCUACAGAAACUUCCUUUCCACUGAGCAAAGUCAUCAGUCCCAAAACAUGCUGA